GGCUCAGAAGACGCUGCAGGAUCAUGCCGGAGACAAGAGGGAGUAUCUGUACACGCGGGAGCAGCUGGAGAAGGCCCAGACGCAUGACAAGCUGUGGAACGGUGCUCAGUAUCAAAUGGUGACGGAGGGGAAGAUGCACGGCUUCUUGAGGAUGUACUGGGCCAAGAAGAUUCUGGAGUGGACCCGCUCGCCAGAGGAGGCUCUCUCCAUCGCUCUGUACCUGAACGACCGCUACGAGCUGGACGGCCAGGACCCCAACGGCUUCGUGGGGUGCAUGUGGUCCAUCUGCGGCAUCCACGACCAGGGCUGGGCAGAGAGGCCCGUUUUCGGGAAAAUCCGCUUCAUGAACUACAAAGGCUGCCUUCGGAAGUUUAAGGUGGCCGAGUUUGAGAGGAAGUACUGUCCUAAGAAGCUGUGAGGCUCCUCCAGGACGUGUUGUCUCACCUCAGGGAGCUUCUCCACCACCUCCAGCAGUGCAGGCCUUACGCUUUGCAUUAUUAGUCUUAUUGAUAUUCGUCCACUCCCAUCACCACUGGAAGCUGUUUGUGGAAGUUGGAGAAACGUUUGUUGUUUCACUUGUUUAACCUGUACAUGCUUUUUUUUACAUCAGCUAU
Molecule: messenger RNA, 614 nt
Organism: Cololabis saira (Pacific saury)
Lineage: Eukaryota; Metazoa; Chordata; Actinopteri; Beloniformes; Belonidae
Product: deoxyribodipyrimidine photo-lyase-like
Exons: 3
Coding region: 116-418 (100 amino acids)
Biological process (GO): photoreactive repair
Molecular function (GO): deoxyribodipyrimidine photo-lyase activity
Source: RefSeq, a predicted model, not a curated record